AUGCCAGUCUACAUGCUCCAUGGAUUCCGCUGGCCGCGCGCCGGCUUCACAGGAAUCCGCGUAUACAUCGUCCUCCACAAUCUCGAGGACGCUGCAGCAGAAUACAUCCAACAACCACUGACAACAGAACUUCUACGUGAAUCACUCAGAAAGACACAACCCGAUAUACUCCCACGACUGCCAGAGUUGCGAUUCAUUGAGCAAUAUGAUCCUAACGAUGAGUCGAGCAAUACCGUCAGCCAGGACUAUGCCUAUGUGGCUGCCAAGGUCAUGACUAUCCCUGAUGGCGCGACUACUGCUGAUGGUCUGAAGCCUGGGAAGAACAUUGAGGAUGCUGUGGAGCAGGGACCUGGCUUGACGUCUGAUCAGACGGAGGCGUUGGAGGAAUUGCGUAAUCGUUUGGCGCCUGAUGAGAAGAUUGGCUGGUUUAUGGUUUAUAACGGGGAUCCGGAGAGGUAUUUUCCUGAAUUUGAAGAGGAUUACGAUGAUGAGAACUAUGUGGAUGAUAAGUCGAAGCUGGCUUCUGAUGACAGGCCGCAGGGCUAUACUCGGCGAUCAUUCAAGCUGUGUGCCAACUUUCGCUCAGGAAAACACAGAUGCAGGCCAGGUAACCUCCUGGUAAUCACAAUGGUCUUAUCAUUUAUUCUCGUCCAAAAUCGCCAGGGCAAAACACGCCUGGCGAAGUGGUACGCUCCAUACAGUGAUGAGGAGAAAGUAAAGCUCAAGGGCGAGGUCCAUCGCCUUGUCGCACCGAGAGAUCAAAAAUACCAGUCCAACUUUGUUGAAUUCCGAAGAAGCGCGAAGAUCGUGUACCGAAGAUAUGCGGGACUGUUCUUCUGCGUGUGUGUGGAUGCUAACGACAACGAGCUCGCCUAUCUAGAGGCCAUCCAUUUCUUCGUCGAGGUGCUUGAUCAAUUCUUUGGGAAUGUGUGCGAACUGGAUCUAGUAUUCAACUUCUACAAGGUCUACGCAAUUCUAGACGAGGUCUUUCUCGCCGGCGAGAUUGAAGAGACAAGCAAGCAGGUUGUGCUUACCCGACUUGAGCAUCUAGAUAAGCUGGAGUAG
Molecule: messenger RNA, 1065 nt
Organism: Penicillium taxi
Lineage: Eukaryota; Fungi; Ascomycota; Eurotiomycetes; Eurotiales; Aspergillaceae
Product: AP-2 complex subunit sigma
Exons: 6
Coding region: 1-1065 (354 amino acids)
Biological process (GO): protein transport; clathrin-dependent endocytosis
Cellular component (GO): intracellular membrane-bounded organelle; AP-2 adaptor complex
Molecular function (GO): clathrin-cargo adaptor activity
Source: RefSeq, a predicted model, not a curated record